AUGCUCUCCCUUCCUGUCCGCCGCGGGGCAGUCCGGCUCCCGGCUCGCUUAGGCAGACAUCACCUUCAUAACCCCUCUUCGCCUCCUCACGCAUACCUGCAACCGCUCAUAGCGUCUCUCCCUGCCAGCGAGACCUCAGAGGAACUCGAAAGCGUCAUGUCGCUCAUCAUGGACCGCAAAGAGACUCGAAAUGCCUUGAGCGGACGUAUGGUCGCUGAGCUCCGAGAGGGGAUAGCCAAAGUGUCUGCUGAUCGCUCUGCCCGCGUUCUACUCCUCCAUACGCCCCACCCCAAUGUCUUCUGCUCCGGCGCCGACCUCCGCGAACGACUCACCAUGUCCCCCUCCGCCGUCUCCUCCUUCCUCACCUCCCUCCGCUCCAUGCUGGCCGAACUCGAAGCCCUCUCCAUACCGACCAUCGCCGUCAUAGACGGUCCAGGGCUCGGCGGGGGGUGCGAACUGUCCCUGGGGUGUGAUCUGCGGAUUGGUGGAAGUGGGGCAAUUCUGGCGUUGCCAGAGGCUAAGCUGGGGAUCGUUCCGGGAGCGGGGGGGACGCAGAGGAUGGCGAAGCUUAUAGGAGGGGCACGGACGAAGGAGCUUGUGUACACUGGGAGAAGAAUAGGCGGGGAGGAAGCUGAGCGCAUGGGUAUUCUGAACUUCCUUGCCCGGUCCCCCGAGACGGCCUUCUCACAAGCCCUCCUCACCUGCCGGCAAAUCGUCACCUCCGCCCCGCUUUCUCUGGCAGUCGCCAAGAAAGCUAUCGAUGCUGCGCCAUAUCUCCCGCUGGAAGAAGGCUUGACGCUCGAAAGAGAGCUGUAUGAUUCGUUAUUGGGAACAGAAGAUCGGAUGGAGGGGUUAAAGGCGUUCAAGGACAAAAGGCGGGCGAAGUUUCUAGGUAGAUAA
Dioszegia hungarica is the source of this 900-nucleotide messenger RNA. Its product is annotated as ClpP/crotonase-like domain-containing protein. The record is from RefSeq and is a predicted model, not a curated record. Gene Ontology annotation, cellular component: mitochondrion. Bases 1 to 900 code for a protein of 299 amino acids. NCBI's taxonomy places the organism in Eukaryota, Fungi, Basidiomycota, Tremellomycetes, Tremellales, Bulleribasidiaceae. The transcript is spliced from 3 exons. Gene Ontology annotation, biological process: fatty acid beta-oxidation. Gene Ontology annotation, molecular function: enoyl-CoA hydratase activity.